AUGCGCUCGUCAUUCUCCGCCGCUGCGGCAGCCCUCCUCGGGCUCGCCGGGUCGGCCGCCGCACAACUCCGGGCCACGGCUUACACGGACCCGCAGACCGGCAUCGACUUCCAACGGUACAAGCCCAACGCCUACCCCUACAGCUUCGGUAUCGCCGUGCCCGAGACCGUCGGCACCGACUUCAUCGGCCAGAUGGUCGUGCCCAUCUCGGACAAGGGCAACUGGGGCGCCGUCUCCCUCCGGGGAGGCAUGCUGAACGGCCUGCUCUUCGUCGCCUGGGCCGACGGCGAGUCCAUCCGCACCAGCUUCCGCCUCGGCAGCGCCUACGCCAACCCGGACGUCUACACCGACACCGAGGUCAGCGCCGUGCCCAUCGCCAACGGCACCUUUGUCAACGCCACCCACUUCUCCUACACCUUCCUCUGCGAGAACUGCAUCAACGACAAGACGAGCCUGGCCGGCGAGUCCCCGAUCCUGGGCUGGGCCUUCUCCGACACGAGCCCCUCGCCCGCCUCGGACCCGGCCGCCGCCCUCAACUACCACUCGGCCGGCUUCGGCCAGUUCGGCCUCGACAUCGCCGGCGCCAAGUCGGCCAAGUUCGAGACGUGGUCCAAGUACGCCGAGGCCGUCGAGGCUGCCCCGGCUCCCGUCCCCGGCACCGGCAACGGCAACGGCACCACCACUCCGGUCCCGGGUAGCAACAGCACCAUCCCGACCCCCGUCGUCUCCAACACGACGUACGAUGUCAUCGUCGUCGGCGGUGGCCCCGCCGGCAUCAUCGCCGCCGAGCGCAUCGCCGAGAAGGGCGCCAGCGUCCUCCUCAUCGAGCGCGGCCCGGCCAACACGGUGCCCCUCGGCUCCAAGAUGGCCCUCCCCUGGAACGACACCCUCACCCCCUACGACAUCCCCGCCCUCGGCAGCUCCAUGACCAGCCUGUCCGGCACCUCGUUCUGCAGCGACACGGCCUCGACCGCCGGCUGCCUGCUCGGGGGCUCCAGCUCCAUCAACGGCCUCAACUUCAUCCACCCGCCCGAGCACGACUGGCAGCGCUGGCCCGCGGGCUGGGGCUGGACCGACGUCUCCGACGCCGCCGCGCGCCUGUACGAGCGCAACCCGGGCACCACGGAGCCCUCGGACGACGGCAAGUACUACGACGACCUCACCUACCGGACGCUGUCCGGCCUCCUGGCCGGCAAGGGCUGGUCCGAGGUCGACUCGAUCGAGUCCCCCAACAAGAAGGACGCCGUCUUCUCGCGCCCCUCGUGGUCCAUCAAGGACAACCUCCGCGCCGGCCCCGCCCGCACCUACAUGCCCUUCGCCCAGCAGCUGCCCAACUUCACCCUCAAGCUCGAGACCAAGGUCGUCCAGGUCGUCCGCUCCGGCAGCAAGGUCACCGGCGUCCUCGUCCAGGCCGCCGACGGCAGCAGGCAGGUCAUCAAGAUCAACCAGGGCGGCAAGGUCGUGCUCGCCGCCGGCGCCAUGUCGUCGCCGCGCCUCCUCUGGAACUCGGGCAUCGGCCGCUCCGACGCCCUCGAGAUCGUCAAGUCCGGCGCCGCGUCCACCGGCGUCACGCUCCCGGACGAGGCCGACUGGAUCAACCUCCCCGUCGGCCACCACCUCCAGGACCACGCCCAGGUGAUGCUGCAGUUCAACUCCAAGGCCAACUUCACCGCCUACGGCUUCAACGCCAUCGCCUCGAGCCCCGUCCCCGCCGACCUCGACCUCUACAAGCAGGGCUCCGGCCCCAUCACCCAGGCCGCCCAGCGCAUGCACCUCUGGACCAGCGCCAAGGGCGCCGACGGCCGCACGCGCUACCUCCAGGGCACGGCGAGCGCCAUGGCCAGCGGCGUCGUCACCGUCCGCACGUUCCUGACCCACGGCACCUCGACCCUCGGCGAGCUCGGCAUCACCGCCGCCGGCAACACCGUCCUCAACACCAAGCCCUGGCUCAUCGACGCCGAGGACCGCAAGGCCAUGGCCGACUUUGUCCAGUUCUGGCUCGACCUCACCGCCGGCGCCAACUCCACCCUCAGCUACGUCACCCCCGGCGCCACCCCGGACGACAUCAUCGGCACCAAGAUGAUCAGCGGCGACCACUGGGUCGGCAGCGCCCGCAUGGGCGUCGACGACGGCCGCUCCGCCAACGGCACCGCCGUCGUCGACCUCGACACCCGCGUCUACGGCACCGACAACCUCUUCGUCGUCGACGCCUCCAUCCACCCGGACCUGCCCACCGGCAACACCCAGUCCAUCAUCAUGAUCACCGCCGAGCACGCCGCCGAGAAGAUCGCCGCCUUCAAGGUCUCCGGCUCCGGCAACUCGACCGCCCCGGAGGCCAGCGACUGCGAGGGCGCCGCCGCCAAGAGGCGCUCCGCCCGCCGCUCCAUGCGCUUCAGGCGCAGAGCCCACCUGCACUAG
Messenger RNA from Colletotrichum higginsianum IMI 349063, 2418 nucleotides. RefSeq names its product Cellobiose dehydrogenase. The record is from RefSeq and is a predicted model, not a curated record. The coding region runs from base 1 to 2418 and encodes 805 amino acids. Gene Ontology annotation, molecular function: oxidoreductase activity, acting on CH-OH group of donors; flavin adenine dinucleotide binding. The transcript has a single exon. Lineage: Eukaryota; Fungi; Ascomycota; Sordariomycetes; Glomerellales; Glomerellaceae.